GGUUGACUUUUGAUUUUCGACCAUAUUAGCUCGAUGGAAAAUAUAAUUCAAAUGAUCCCAAAACACUGAAUCUUCUUUCAAGUUUAUUUCCCCCCACUCUAAAGUUAUUUAUCUAACAAGUUAAAGAUAGUCGGGAAGAGACGUUAUUUCCUCACGAAUUGAAUGUGUUGUUAUGGCAACGGAUCUGUCCUCUGUGUUGUUGCUAUGGACUGAAGAUCACAACAAACCAGCUGCAAACAGUUCGUGUUGAUUAACUUGUUCUGAGUUUUUUAGAGGUUACAUUAAAUUAAAACAUCGUCGCAUUCAUGGCCCAUUACAGAGCCUCAGAGUCGAAGAGAGAACAAUUUAGAAGAUAUCUGGAGAAGUCUGGAGUCCUUGACACUAUAACAAGUGUUUUAGUGGCACUUUAUGAAGAGACUGAUAAGCCGAAUAAUGCACUGGAUUUCAUAAAGCUUCACCUUGGAGCAUCUGGUCCAGAGCCAGCAGAUGCUGAGGCUCUUCGCAUGGAGCUGUCUGAUCUACAGCAGAAGUGCAACCUGCUCAUGGAGGAGAACAAAGAGCUGAGAAACAAGCUGAUGCAGUAUGAACCAUCGCCUGAGGAGGGAGCAGCGGAGUAGAAGGGAGGGGUUUGUGCUGUCAGAAAAUAUUAAACAGAAACAUUUUUUGAGUAUGUAAAUCUUUAUUACAUAGUAAUGGAUGUACAGUGAGCACAAAAUCACUGUUAAUUUUUGUUAUAUAACAAGGAGCAGGUUUUGCUUUCUC
Molecule: messenger RNA, 762 nt
Organism: Scomber scombrus (Atlantic mackerel)
Lineage: Eukaryota; Metazoa; Chordata; Actinopteri; Scombriformes; Scombridae
Gene: mycbp
Product: MYC binding protein
Exons: 5
Coding region: 306-617 (103 amino acids)
Biological process (GO): regulation of DNA-templated transcription
Cellular component (GO): nucleus
Molecular function (GO): transcription coactivator activity
Source: RefSeq, a predicted model, not a curated record